AUGCAACUUUGUGGAGUAUUUCGUGCGGCUGUAUUGCCAAAAGGACAACAAGAUAUUGGAACCAAGUGGGUGUUCAAGAUCAAGCAAAAAUCGGACGCUUCAAUCGAGAAGUACAAGGGCACGACUUGUGGCCAAGGGCUUCAAGCAGAAGUACGGCAUCGCCUACACGGAGGCAUUCUCACCAGUGGUCAAGUAUGUGACGCUGCGCAUGGUGGUCGCGAUUACCAAGUACUUUGGCUGGCCUCUUGGCCAACUUGGGACGUGGUCACAGCUUUUCUCUAUGGUGUGACGAAAGAAACGGUGUACUGCGCGGUUCCAGAAGGCGUCGAAUUGGACGGAGACUUCAACUGCCUCAAGUUAGUGAAGACAAUCUACGGUCUCAAGCAAGCUUCUCGUUCUACGUGGACGAUGUGCUGGGGGAGGGGGGUGGUGACUGGGAGCUCGACGGAACUCAUUGCGUGUACCAAGAGCGACCUCAAGACGCGCUUCGAGAUGACCGACAGUGGCAAGUGUGCUUUUGUGUUGGGCAUAGAACUGGUCGAAAACGCUGACAAUAGCGUGACGAUGUGCCAGCGACGCUAUGUGGAUGACAUUCUGAAGCGCUUUGGGAUGGAAGACUGCAAGGCUGCAAUAAGCCCAGCUGAUGUGAGCACUCGACUGACUCGAAGCGAUGCAUUAACCAAGGUAAGCGCUCCAUUUCGAGAAGCUGUGGGGGCGCUCAUGCAUCUGACGACCGCAACACGCCCAGACAUAGCUUUUGCUGUGAGGUACGUAUCGCGUUUCAUGGAAAACCCCCAAGUCGAGCACUGGAUUGCAGUGAAGCGUAUUUUCCGCUAUCUGCAAGGGACCACGUCACAUGGAAUUUGUUUCAAGCCUGGUGAAGAAGUUGAUUUUCGUGGAUACUCCGAUGCGGACUGGGCUGGAGACCAUUCCGAACGCAAGUCAACUUCGGGAUAUGCGUUUCUGUAG
Peronospora belbahrii is the source of this 969-nucleotide messenger RNA. The record is from the annotation of a GenBank genome assembly. Lineage: Eukaryota; Oomycota; Peronosporomycetes; Peronosporales; Peronosporaceae.